AUGCCAACACAUUGUUGUGUCCCUCUCUGUACCCACAAGGGAUACAAGGAUACGAAGACCGGAGAGAAAAUAUCGUUUUUUUGCUUCCCUAAAGAGCAAAAUUUGAAGCGUCGAUGGCUUCAUGCCAUUCGCCGUGAAGAGAAAAACGACUUCAAAGUUACUACGACAACAAAAGUGUGCUCUCGGCACUUUGAAACCACAGACAUGAAGAAAUCUCUUGCAGGCAUUGUCACUCUAAAGCCUGGGACAGUUCCCUCUAAGUUUUCGUGGACUGUGACAUCUAAUAAAAGAAAAGCACCCACGACAAGACCCGAACCGACCAUGAAAGUCAAGAAGGGCGAUCAAAUUGAGACUUUAGAGUCUAUUGAAGAGUUGUCACAAAGCUCUACUGCUUCUUCUAUUCUAGAAGAGAGCGAAUUAAAUAUAAAAGAAACUUUGUAUGAGUUGAAGAAGAAGCUAGAAGAAGCUAAUACAAGGAUUCAGUCUCUUGAAAGCGAAAAUACGAUGUUGAAAACGAAGUUGUCGGCUUUAGAAGUUCGAUUCAAAACAACGGAGUCAAGAGUGUUCACUCUCGAACAUUUCACGGAAGAUGAAGAAAUAUGCUAUUAUACUGGAUUUCCAAACUACCAGACAUUCCUUGCAGUGUAUAAUUUUCUCGAUCCAGGCGAGAAAGGCGAAAAUAUCCGGUACAACGGCAAUAACAAUACAAGCGUGGAUGAUGAUUUUUACAACCAAGCUGACGAGAGUGAAGAAAGUGAUGACGAGUUGUUGGACGAUGUCGAAGAAAAGUCUCGAAAACGCGGUAGAUCUCGGGCACUGAAGCCGAUUGAGGAGGUUUUCCUCGUUCUCUGCAGACUCAGAAGAGGAUUCUGCGAGAGACAUCUAGGUCACCUAUAUGGCAUCUCACAGUCAACUGUGAGUAGGACACUUACAGCAUGGUUUAACUACAUGUACCUUAAGUUUUCAAAAAUUUGUAUUUGGCCCUCAAGGGAAAAAGUAGACGAAACUAUGCCAGAGUGUUUUCGAGAGAAAUAUCCUACAACUCGUGUCAUCAUUGACUGCACUGAGAUCAGGUGGCAGAUGCCCAGUAGUCUUCUCCUCAAUAGUGAACUUUUUAGCUCCUACAAAAACCAUGUUACCCUUAAAGGCCUGGUAGGCAUCUCUCCUAGUGGAGCUAUGACAUUCAUAAGUCAAAUGUAUCCUGGAAAUAUAUCUGACAAAGAAAUCGUAUCAAGGAGUGGUCUGCUGGAUUUAGAAUUUGAGGACAAUGACACAAUAAUGGCUGACAAAGGCUUUACAAUUGAUGAUAUUCUCCCUUUGGGAGUUAACACAAAUAUCCCUCCAUUCCUUGGAGAUAGUUCACAGAUGUCUGGGGAUGAUGUGGUUAAGACACAACAAAUUGCAAGUUUACGUAUACAUAUCGAGCGCGCCAUAAACAAAAUUAAAAACUUUCAUGUCUGGGAUUCAGUAGUACCACUGAGCUUAUUUGGUGUUGUAAACCAGAUGUGGACUGUCUGUGCAUUUUUAUGUAAUAUGCAAGACCCAAUAAUUUCUGUAUAG
Messenger RNA from Exaiptasia diaphana, 1560 nucleotides. RefSeq lists its product as uncharacterized. The record is from RefSeq and is a predicted model, not a curated record. The transcript has a single exon. Lineage: Eukaryota; Metazoa; Cnidaria; Anthozoa; Actiniaria; Aiptasiidae. The coding region runs from base 1 to 1560 and encodes 519 amino acids.